UUGCCAAACCGACUCCGCCAUAAGCGGCUACGUAAUUCCGGGGCCGUUGGGGAGAAAGGGCGACCUUGGACUCGGGUAGGGGCGCGAUCCAGAGGAGCGCGUGGUGCAGUUAUGGAAGUGCUGGAGGCGAUUUGGGGCUUGCUGGCUGUGGCCCUCCUGGCCUUUGGCCUUUAUUGCUGCUACGUCAAAUACGUCCACCUGAAAUACGAUUAUAUUCCCGGCGCCCCGAGGGCGAGCUUUUUCUUUGGUCACCUGCCAUACUUUUGGAGAAAGCUUAAAAAUAAAGAAGUGGCUCAUGAUCUCUUUAUACAGUGGGCUGAAGAACAUGGACCAAUCUUGCGUAUUAAUUAUUUGCACAAAAUCUCAGUGGUAAUAUUAAGUCCUGAAGGAGUAAAGGAGUAUCUGAUGCUACCACAAUACCCCAAAGACCCAGACAUAUAUAGCAUGUUUUUUAAUAUUUUUGGUGUAAGGUUUUUUGGGAAUGGCUUGAUAUCAGAUCCGAACCAUGAACGCUGGCGCAAGCAACGGAGAAUUAUGGAUCCAGCUUUUAGCCGAACUUACCUGUCUGGCUUGAUGGGAAUCUUCAAUGAGAAAGCAGAAGAGCUUAUGAAGGUGUUGGAAGAGAAAGCUGAUGGAGAGACAGAAGUAGAUGUGAUGAGCCUCCUGAGACGGGUGACUCUUGACAUCAUUGCAAAGGUGGCUUUUGGCUUAGAACUGAACACCCUCCAUGAUUACCAAACACCUUUCCCACGUGCAGUGGAUUUAAUUGCAGAAGGCAUGACCAAGAUACGCAUCCCUUUUUUUCAGUACAUACCCUGGAACAGAAAAAAGGUGAAAGAGAUUCAGGACAGCUUGAGGCUGCUACGUCGCACCGGGGAGGAGUGUUUUGAGCGGAGGCGCAAGGCCAUGCUGAAUGACGAGGAGACCCCUUUGGAUAUUCUUACUCAAAUCUUGAAGAGUGAAGCUCAGGAGGGAGGCUGCGAUUAUGACAGCAUGCUGGACAACUUUGUCACCUUCUUUUUUGCAGGUCACGAAACCACUGCCAAUCUGUUGUCUUUCACCAUCAUGGAGCUGGGGCGGCAGCCUGAGAUAGUGGCAAAACUUCAGGCUGAAGUGGAUGAGUUUGUUGGCGUAAGGAGAGACAUUAACUAUGAAGAUCUUGGCAGCCUCCAGUAUUUGUCGCAGGUUCUCAAAGAAUCCCUACGAUUGUACCCACCGGCUCCAGGCACUGUACGCUGGACAGGAACUGAAAAUGUCAUUGAAGGGGUCAAAAUUCCAGCAAACACCGCCCUGAAUUUCAACACAUAUGUCAUGGGACGCAUGGAAAGGUUUUUCAAGGAUCCACUGAUCUUCAAUCCUGACCGAUUUGGUAAAGACCAGCCCAAGCCCUACUAUUGCUAUUUCCCAUUUGCUUUGGGGCCUCGUUCCUGCAUUGGGCAGAUAUUUGCACAGAUGGAGGCUAAAGUGAUUAUGGCCAAACUCCUGCAGAGGUUUGAAUUCCAGCUGGUCCCACCACAGAGAUUUAAGGUUCUGGAAUCAGGAACACUGAGGCCAUUCGAUCCUGUAGUGUGCAGACUGAACCUACGCAACCCUCUUGGCUUUUGAACAUCAAGCAACACAUUGACGGCAGGCUUCAGUUGGGGAUUGCUGUUGGGAAAUGCUAAAGUGCAUUUCAGAGACGAAUCAGAAUUCGUAGUGGAGUCUGGACCAGGAUUUAUAUUGUCUGAUGCAUGAGUUAAAACACUUAAGAGGACUUAACUGUUUCAGUGGGUAGCCAUGUUGGUCUGCAGUGGAACCACUAGAUUCGAUGCAAAUAUUACUUUAGAGGUCAACAAGAUAUCUGACAAAGGGACCUCUGACUCUUGCAUGUUCAUAACCCCGAAAACCAGACCAAUUUCGAAAUUUGAAGAGAGAUGGAGAGUGUUUGUUAUGCAAGCAGGAGGCAAAUUUAGAAUGGGAAACAGAAAAAAAUUGUAUAUAAUUGUAUCACAACGUGAAAGCAGAUGAAAAUGUUUUGAAUAUAAAUGUAUAAGGAAGUAGAUUCUGAACAAAAAUAUCUUUUUACUGUAUGUAUAAUAGACUUUUAAUAAUUUGCUAUAUUAAAAGUUACAGCUAGUAGAAAUGAUGAAAUAUGCAAUAUAGAAUACGUAGUAAUGAUGAAAUUAAUAAUAUAGUUGCAAAAUAGAUCAGUUAUGAAAUCUGAAAGUUAAAAUGUUUGAAGUAAGGACCAUUGUAUUCUAUAGAAAGUCUUUAAAAUGAAGGGGAUGAUGAGAUAAAUAUUUUCUGUUCUAUAUACCCUUUAAUGUACAAAUAAAA
Heteronotia binoei (common prickly gecko) is the source of this 2316-nucleotide messenger RNA. RefSeq names its product cholesterol 24-hydroxylase-like. Lineage: Eukaryota; Metazoa; Chordata; Lepidosauria; Squamata; Gekkonidae. The transcript has 15 exons. The record is from RefSeq and is a predicted model, not a curated record. Gene Ontology annotation, biological process: cholesterol catabolic process. The coding region runs from base 112 to 1605 and encodes 497 amino acids. Gene Ontology annotation, molecular function: iron ion binding; cholesterol 24-hydroxylase activity; heme binding.